AAUGAAGCAGCCAUGCUGGGAAAAUUGUCUCGGGAAAUCGAUUCGGGGCGUGUAUUUGCGACGAGCAACGGGGGUGGCCUCUGCCCUCGGAUGAGAGCUCUCGCAGCAUUGGCCGAGGGCAUCUCCUAUAAAAGCACCCCCGUCGGUCCCCGGGGACAGAGCGAAAUGCAAUCGACAAGGAUGCAGGCGGACAGCAGCAGCAACUCUUUCAAGAUGCAGAACUAUGGGGGCCUGUACGAGGGUCAGGGGGACGAAGACGACUUGCCCUCCUGCGCCUACGCCGGACGCUCCUCCAUGCAGCACUACCUCUCGCUGGCAGAUGAGCAAGGAGAGGCCCUUUUGGUUGGAAAUGGGGAUGACGUGCCCUCCGGAGGGAUGAACCUCGGCGCGUCCUCAGCGGCCGGCUCCAGCAGCAGUUACUACCACCAGCAGGGUGCGUGUUCCAGCGGAGGCGGCGGCCCUGGAGGCGGCAGUCCGUACCGAGUGCAGCGCCACGCAGCCAACAUCAGGGAAAGGAAAAGAAUGCUGAGGUCGGCACCUACCCUCGGCCCCAAGGAUACCGUAAAGAUCAGCAUCAACUCUGCCUUUGAUGAACUUCGAGUCCACGUCCCUACUUUCCCCUACGAAAAGCGUCUGUCCAAAAUCGACACCCUGCGUCUGGCCAUCGCCUACAUCGCCCUGCUCAGGGAGGUCCUGCUCACCGACUACGACCCGCUGACCUACGUGGAGAAGUGCCUCCGUGGUGAAAUCAAACCGGAGCGGGCAGAGUGGAAUACAAGCGAUCUCACCGCACGACUUUCCUGGAUCAACUGGGAGAAUCUGGGUGUCAAUCCCGGCCGCAGGGGCGUUUUGACCAAUCUGACAUUGACUGCCGACAACAUGAGCGGUUAAAAUAUUACCGCAAUUUUCCCCAUGGAUGUGGUGGAUAUUAAGGAAAACUGUGAUAGAUUCAAUACUAGUCCUUGUUGUUUUUGAUGUGGUUGUGAAAAAUGUGGCGUGAAUAAAAAACGAAU
Molecule: messenger RNA, 1013 nt
Organism: Neocloeon triangulifer
Lineage: Eukaryota; Metazoa; Arthropoda; Insecta; Ephemeroptera; Baetidae
Gene: Fer2
Product: twist-related protein 1
Exons: 4
Coding region: 13-891 (292 amino acids)
Biological process (GO): developmental process; regulation of transcription by RNA polymerase II
Molecular function (GO): DNA-binding transcription factor activity, RNA polymerase II-specific; protein dimerization activity; RNA polymerase II transcription regulatory region sequence-specific DNA binding
Source: RefSeq, a predicted model, not a curated record